AGCUUGUUCCGUGUCAGUGGGAGUAUGGACGUUAGUAGCUAUAUCUGUCGAAAGAUACUACGCCAUCUGUCAUCCGCUUCGAUCACUACGAUGGCAGACUCUUAGUCACGCCUACAAGCUCAUUUUAGCCAUUUGGAUCGGCAGUGUUGUUUGUAUGGCGCCCAUAGCUCUUCUUAGUCAACUACAGCCGACAAGACAAGGAAACCAAAAGUGUAGAGAAGAUUGGUAUUCGAUGGACUGCGAAAAGGCGUACAACUUAUUUUUGGACGUGAUUUUAUUGAUCAUACCGUUGCUAGUAAUGGCGGUGACUUAUUCGUUGAUUACAAUGACAUUGUGCAAAGGGAUGAAGACUGAAAAAAUUAUUCGAGCCAACCACAGCCACAACAGCGCUGUCAACGUUUACGUCAACUUGAAAGGUCGAAGUUCGACUCGAUCAUCUUGCAGAAACUCCUUCUGUCCCUACUCUAGCAGGCAACAGCUGCAACAGAACUGGUCCCAGGAUUCAAGCAGUCCAAUUAUAGGUUCUAGAAAACUAACCACAGGUCUAAGGAAGUCAAACGCGGAACGCAGCUUGUUGAACAAACGAAGAGUCAUCAAAAUGCUGUUCGCAGUCGUUUUGGAGUUCUUCAUUUGUUGGACGCCAUUGUAUGUGAUCAAUACCAUAGCGUUAUUUGAUAAGAACAUCGUUUAUAACAGUAUCGGGUAUACUGGAAUUAGUUUCUUCCAAUUGUUAGCGUAUAGUUCAAGUUGUUGCAAUCCUAUUACGUAUUGUUUCAUGAAUUUCGGAUUCAGGAAAUCGUUUUUGAGUCUGUUCAGGUGCUCUAAAAGGUUCAAAAGUGCCGGUUUGAACGGUAGCGAGAUCAACAUGGAAACCAAAUGGACUAAUAGAUUGAGCGAGCCCGCCUGAUGACAGUGUUCGACUAGUACGAAUAUUUGAAAAGUUAUACGGUCUGCUAAUAAAGGUGAAUCUUAACGUUUAACCAUGAAUUGUGGUUGUUAUUGUUGUUAUUUGACGUUGUCUAGAACUAGAGAGGUGUCUAAAUAAGGGGUUAAAUGUAAAAAAAUCACCGUUAUCCUAAAAACUAAAACUCGAAGUCGAAAUGAAUCAUGAUAAUAAAAAUAUACUCUAUAUAUGUCGAGACGCAUUAAUUGUACAAAUAAGUAUAAUCUAAUGAAAGAGAACGAACUGUAGAAACGCCGUAGAGCCAAAAAACGAAAUUCUCAGUUAAUUCGUACCCCCACGGCUCUUAUUAAUUAAUUUCUAACCGGAUUAAUUCGAGUACCUGCACCGAGAGAGGGAUCCAAUUUACCCUCCCCCGUUUAUUCAGAUAAAUAUCUGUCUUACGAGAAAUUAACUCCCCGUAAUUCACUCAUCCCUUCUAAUCGCUAUUUGAUUAGUGACGACACACGAAUAUCAUUCCAGGUCGAUAUUUCAAAGUGGAUUUCCAAGGAGAUAGCAGACUGGGACUAACGAAAUUCGAUGCACUGAUGUUGGAUUUGGGAAAUUGAUUGAAACGUUUGCGUAAUCGAAGCUAGAGCGUUGUUUUUGUUAAUUCUUUAUAGUAUCUGGAAAUAGAUUAUAAAGGAUUAAAAUGAAAUAAAAAUAAUUUAUUUACAUAGUUAAAAAUACUCAAAACUUUCAUAGACAAUUCCACUUUGAUAAUUCUCCAUACUUUUUCCGGGUUAAUUAUUUUCCGAACUUUCUUUUUCAUGAUCGUUCUCCAUACUUUCGCCGCUAUUUUUGGCUUCAUCGUUGGCGUCUUCCUCCAUCAUUACUUUUUUUUCGGACCGUACGGAGCUGUCAACCGAGCUGUAGUAUUGGUCAGUAAGUUCUUCGUCUUUGAAAGCUAUUAGAGUUUUCCUUACUUUAUUUGUUCUUAUUGUUGACAUCAUGAUCCAUCUCGUUGCUGUCAUAGUCCAAAUUAUCACAGAUAAUGUCAUUUUGGGAAUUCUCCAUACUUUUCCGGAUGGUUUUCCAUACUUUCGCCGCUAUUUUUGGCUUCAUCGUUGGCGUCUUCCUCCAUCAUUACUUUUUUUUUGGACCGUACGGAGCUGUCAACCGAGCUGUAGUAUUAGUCAGUAAGUUCUUCGUCUUUGAAAGCUAUUAGUGUUUUCCUUACUUUAUUUGUUCUUAUUGUUGACAUCACGAUCCAUCUCGUUGCUGUCAUAGUCCAAAAUAUCACAGAUAAUGCCAUUUUAAGAAUUCUUCAUACUUUUC
Messenger RNA from Psylliodes chrysocephalus, 2218 nucleotides. NCBI's taxonomy places the organism in Eukaryota, Metazoa, Arthropoda, Insecta, Coleoptera, Chrysomelidae. The record is from the annotation of a GenBank genome assembly.